This is a messenger RNA of Gorilla gorilla gorilla (western lowland gorilla), 2735 nucleotides long. RefSeq names its product proline dehydrogenase 1 (gene PRODH). NCBI's taxonomy places the organism in Eukaryota, Metazoa, Chordata, Mammalia, Primates, Hominidae. The transcript is spliced from 14 exons. Gene Ontology annotation, molecular function: proline dehydrogenase activity; FAD binding. Gene Ontology annotation, cellular component: mitochondrion. The record is from RefSeq and is a predicted model, not a curated record. Bases 695 to 2341 code for a protein of 548 amino acids.
GGCGAACCUGGGAGCUGGCGCGCAGCCUGCUGGUGCUGCGCUUGUGCGCCUGGCCCGCGCUGCUGGCGCGCCACGAGCAGACCCAUCCUGUUCUCCCAACUAUCCCUGGGUGCUGCCAGCAGGAAUGAGGCCUGGCUCAGGCUCAGUGGGAGACGGAGAACAUGUCAGCCUGUUCAUUUUCCAGUUUCUAAUCCUCUUGAUAAAAGAACAAAAUGCAGUAAAGUCAGAUUCUGCUUGGAGGCUGCAGGAAGGCAGGGGUGAGUGCCUGGGAAACCCUGGUCCUUGGGGCUGCCCCAUAGCAUGCCCAGGGGUGAUGGUCAGGAGGCAUCUCCAUGGGGCACCAAUGUUCAGGGUAAGGCUGUGGGGCUAUGUCUGCCUGUGGGCAGGCGUGUGGGUGCUCAGGGCUGGCUUGGGUGUAAGUGUUUGACUCGCUAAUGCUUUUGCUUAGACUAGAAGUUGUUCCUGAAACUACGGUCUCAAGAGAUGCUCCCCACAUAAAAGGAGUUCUAGUAUCCAUUGGGUUUGAGAAACCCCAGGCUCUUCCUGUGUUGGGGCUGAGUCGGCAGGGGCAGCAGACACAACGUGGAGGUGUGCUUCUGAGCAUCACACUCGGCCCUCCUCUCCAAGUAGCCUCUCGUUGUCCCUGUCCUUUCUGUCCUGGCUGUCCCCCGUGCUGGAGCUCCCACAGUUCUCCAUGCCAUCUCCUCGCCUUGGCAAGCCCCACUCCUGGAUCUGGCUGCUGUAUGUUUCCAGGAAACUUCUAGGACAGAGGCUAUUCAACAAGCUCAUGAAGAUGACCUUCUAUGGGCAUUUUGUAGCCGGGGAGGACCAGGAGUCCAUCCAGCCCCUGCUUCGGCACUACAGGGCCUUCGGUGUCGGCGCCAUCCUGGACUAUGGAGUGGAGGAGGACCUGAGCCCCGAGGAGGCAGAGCACAAGGAGAUGGAGUCCUGCACCUCAGCUGCGGAGAGGGAUGGCAGUGGCACGAAUAAGCGGGACAAGCAAUACCAGGCCCACCGGGCCUUCGGGGACCGCAGGAAUGGUGUCAUCAGUGCCCGCACCUACUUCUACGCCAAUGAGGCCAAGUGUGACAGCCACAUGGAGACCUUCUUGCGCUGCAUCGAAGCCUCAGGUAGAGUCAGCGAUGACGGCUUCAUAGCCAUUAAGCUCACGGCACUGGGGAGACCCCAGUUUCUGCUGCAGUUCUCAGAGGUGCUGGCCAAGUGGAGGUGCUUCUUUCACCAAAUGGCUGUGGAGCAAGGGCAGGCGGGCCUGGCUGCCAUGGACACCAAGCUGGAGGUGGCGGUGCUGCAGGAAAGUGUCGCAAAGAUGGGCAUCACAUCCAGGGCUGAGAUUGAGGACUGGUUCACGGCAGAGACCCUGGGAGUGUCUGGCACCGUGGACCUGCUGGACUGGAGCAGCCUCAUCGACAGCAGAACCAAGCUCUCCAAGCACCUGGUGGUCCCCAACGCACAGACAGGACAGCUGGAGCCCCUGCUGUCCCGGUUCACUGAGGAGGAGGAGCUACAGAUGACGAGGAUGCUACAGCGGAUGGAUGUCCUGGCCAAGAAAGCCACAGAGAUGGGCGUGCGGCUGAUGGUGGAUGCCGAGCAGACCUACUUCCAGCCGGCCAUCAGCCGCCUGACGCUGGAGAUGCAGCGGAAGUUCAAUGUGGAGAAGCCGCUCAUCUUCAACACAUACCAGUGCUACCUCAAGGAUGCCUAUGACAAUGUGACCGUGGACGUGGAGCUGGCUCGCCGUGAGGGCUGGUGUUUUGGGGCCAAGCUGGUGCGGGGCGCAUACCUGGCCCAGGAGCGAGCCCGUGCGGCAGAGAUCGGCUAUGAGGACCCCAUCAACCCCACGUACGAGGCCACCAAUGCCAUGUACCACAGGUGCCUGGACUACGUGUUGGAGGAGCUGAAGCACAAUGCCAAGGCCAAGGUGAUGGUGGCCUCCCACAAUGAGGACACAGUGCGCUUCGCACUGCGCAGGAUGGAGGAGCUGGGCCUGCAUCCUGCUGACCACCAGGUGUACUUUGGACAGCUGCUAGGCAUGUGUGACCAGAUCAGCUUCCCGCUGGGUGAGUGGGGCCCUCCCUGGUGCGAUGGGGUACGGUGCUGGGCCUGGGCCUCAUGGUGUAUCUGCCUCCGUGCAGGCCAGGCCGGCUACCCCGUGUACAAGUACGUGCCCUACGGCCCCGUGAUGGAGGUGCUGCCCUACUUGUCCCGCCGUGCCCUGGAGAACAGCAGCCUCAUGAAGGGCACCCAUCGGGAGCGGCAGCUGCUGUGGCUGGAGCUCUUGAGGCGGCUCCGAACUGGCAACCUCUUCCAUCGCCCUGCCUAGCACCCGCCAGCCCACCCUCAGCCUCCAGCACCCCCUGCCCCCGCCCAGGCCAUCACCACAGCUGCAGCCAACCCCAUCCUCACACAGAUUCACCUUUUUUCACUCCACACUUGCAGAGCUGCUGGAGGUGGAGUCAGGUGCCUCCCAGCCCUGCCAAUGGUGGGGGCACUCAGGUGUGGGCCGACCCUGAUACCUGCCUGGGAUAGCUGCUGGUAACUGUUAGGAACUUUCCUCGGAUGUGUGGGCCCAAGGCCCCCACCUCUGUGACCCCCAUGUCCUUGGACCUAGAGGAUUGUCCACCUUCUGCCAAGGCCAGCCCACACAGCCCGAGCCCCUCGGGGAGCAGUGGCCGGGCUGGGGAGGCCUGCCUGGUCGAUAAACCACUGUUCCUGCA